CAAACCUAUGCAGCAAGUUGCCACUGCGGUAUCGUACAAUACUCGGUUCUUCUCUCUCCACCACUGCCCCAGUGGAAGGUCGUAUCGUGCAACUGCAGCAUCUGCACUCGCAACGGCUACCUGCUAGUGUAUCCCGAGCGGUCGCAGCUACACAUAAAGAGCGGUGAAGACAUGUUAAGAGACUAUUCCUUUGGACCAAAGAGGAAUUUGCACAAGUUUUGCACGGCGUGUGGGAGUGCCGUUUGGUUUGAU
Exserohilum turcica Et28A is the source of this 252-nucleotide messenger RNA. RefSeq lists its product as uncharacterized. The annotation marks the transcript as partial. Gene Ontology annotation, molecular function: carbon-sulfur lyase activity. The transcript has a single exon. NCBI's taxonomy places the organism in Eukaryota, Fungi, Ascomycota, Dothideomycetes, Pleosporales, Pleosporaceae. The record is from RefSeq and is a predicted model, not a curated record.